Molecule: messenger RNA, 315 nt
Organism: Suillus subaureus
Lineage: Eukaryota; Fungi; Basidiomycota; Agaricomycetes; Boletales; Suillaceae
Exons: 1
Coding region: 1-315 (104 amino acids)
Source: RefSeq, a predicted model, not a curated record
AUGGCCAGGAUCACAUCAGACCUGGCUCUGGAUAUCCAACCCGACUUCACAUCUCCCACCUUUGAAGCUCUCAGAGACUGCAUCAUUGGUGGAACACAAGCAUUGCACCAGGAAGUAGCAGCUGACCUCACCACAGCCUGGCAGCAGGACUGGGACAACAGAAGCAUUGCAUGGGUUGCGCAAGUCAAUGAGGAUGCUCGUCUCACAGCUGAAGCAGCACAAACAGCACAUGAACACACAGAGCAUGAACAUCUUCACCUAGAACAAGAAACUGAAGAUGAACUUCAGGAAGCUGAGAAGAAGAAGCCAAGAUGA